Messenger RNA from Iphiclides podalirius (scarce swallowtail), 240 nucleotides. The record is from the annotation of a GenBank genome assembly. NCBI's taxonomy places the organism in Eukaryota, Metazoa, Arthropoda, Insecta, Lepidoptera, Papilionidae.
AUGAAAACUCGGUCAAGUGCGGAUAAAGCUGCACUGAACCAGCGCCAGAGUAGAGCGAGACAGGCGCGGCCGAAUGUUGACUGGGCGGGCGGCGAAGGGGCGGGGGCGGGUGAGCGAGAGCGGUCGACGGCGGCGCGUAGCCAGUGCGCGCCCGCCCAGGUCCGACACUCGACGUCGGCUCGUCCAAGACUACACACCGACAUUACACGACCAUUAUCUCAAACGAACACGAGCACGACA